UGUCACUCUCCUUCUCUUUCUCUCUUCGCCUGCCUCUUGUCGCCUUCCUUCCUUCCUCCUGUCGGUCCAAACAAUAGAAUCGGCGAGAUGAAGGAUUGGAGGGGAUGGGACGUCGAGGCAGGGGGCGCUGCCGCCGGCGGUGGUGCGUCGCUGUACCCCAACAUGAUGGAGAGCCCGCAGCUGCGGUGGGCGUUCAUCCGCAAGGUCUACACCAUCGUCGCCCUCCAGAUCGUGAUCACCAUCGGCGUCGCGGCGGCCAUCAACUUAAUCGCUCCGGUCCGCGACUUCCUCCUCGACCGCUCGACCGCCUCGUUCGCGGCCGGCGUCGCCAUCAUGAUCUUGCCGUUCUUGGUAAUGCUUCCGAUGAUGUACUUCAGCGAGCGCCACCCAAUCAACUUUGUCCUCCUCGUCCUCUUCACCGUCUGCAUCGGCUUCGCUGUUGGAUUGGCAUGCACGACUCGAGGAGGCACGGCUAUACUGGAAGCUGCAACCCUAACAGCUGCGGUGGUUGGGGGUCUCACUCUCUACACAUUCUGGGCGGCCAAGAGAGGCCACGACUUCAGCUUCCUCGGUCCGUUCUUGUUUGCGGCUCUCCUUGCACUGACCAUCUUCUCCCUCAUCCAGGUGUUGUUUCCGAUGGGAACGAUCACGACGAGGGUGUUCGGGUGCAUUUCGGCGGUGGUCUUCGCCGGCUUCAUCAUCUACGACACCGACAACCUGAUCAAGCGACACAGCUACGACCAGUACGUGUGUGCCGCCAUCUCGCUCUACCUAGACAUCAUCAAUCUCUUCUUGGCGUUGCUCAGCACCAUGGAAGACUGAUGCGAGUUUGUAUCGGCCCACCCACCAUCGGCGGACUUCGAUUUGUGUGUUGGAGACAAUAAGGUUGAACCCACCCUCGGAAUGAGAUGCCACCAGACCAGGCCGAGGAGUCGGUCGCCUGUGGUUAAUUGAGGUCUUCAACUGUGUGUCUACCUUGUUCUUGGAUGUUUGUCUACAUAGAUAUCGAUAUAUAUUUGGAGUAAGGAUUAGUCUUAA
Molecule: messenger RNA, 1038 nt
Organism: Musa acuminata AAA Group (dessert banana)
Lineage: Eukaryota; Viridiplantae; Streptophyta; Magnoliopsida; Zingiberales; Musaceae
Product: protein LIFEGUARD 4-like
Exons: 4
Coding region: 88-822 (244 amino acids)
Source: RefSeq, a predicted model, not a curated record